Messenger RNA from Leucoraja erinaceus (little skate), 1202 nucleotides. RefSeq names its product forkhead box protein P3-like. NCBI's taxonomy places the organism in Eukaryota, Metazoa, Chordata, Chondrichthyes, Rajiformes, Rajidae. The transcript has 9 exons. Gene Ontology annotation, biological process: regulation of transcription by RNA polymerase II. Gene Ontology annotation, molecular function: DNA-binding transcription repressor activity, RNA polymerase II-specific; RNA polymerase II cis-regulatory region sequence-specific DNA binding. Bases 17 to 892 code for a protein of 291 amino acids. Gene Ontology annotation, cellular component: nucleus. The record is from RefSeq and is a predicted model, not a curated record.
UCCGCCUGGUUCUCCCAUGAGACGGAGUCGCACCCCACGGCGGAGGCUGCCGCCCCCUACCCCUCGAGACCCCUCCUCAACGACACGCCGGUGGGAGUCCCCCCCUGUCCGCACUCCAGCCCUGUUCCUCUGCUACAGCCCAGUGUCCGGGCUCGGCCCGACGUCCAGCUCCAGCCCAGAGCGUAUCCCGCCCUCAUCGGACCCUCUCUUCGCCCAUGGAUUCUGCAAGUGGCCGGGAUGCGAACAGGUCUUUAAGGAGUACGAACUCUUCCUGAAGCACCUUGAUGAUGUCCACAGCCUGGGAGAUACCAGCACAGCGCAGUGCAUGAUCCAGAGGGAGAGGGUGGACCAGCUUCAACGAGAGUUGCAGUUUGAGAGGGAUCGCUUGGUGGCAAUGCAGACGCAGCUCAGGGCGCUGCCGACAAAAGAAUCCCCGCGGUACAGCAUGAUCGCUGAGUGGCUGCGAGUUUGUGCUCUGCCCCUGGUAACAAAUGACCCCAGUGAAGGUCAACACUGGGACAAGGACAAGACAAGUCUGCUCACAGGAAACAAUCCUUCCCUCGAGUAUUACAAGGUGUGCAAUGUCCGGCCACCAUUAACUUAUGCCGCGCUUAUCCGAUGGGCCAUCCUGCAAUCACCGAGCCGACAGCUGCCGUUAAACGAUAUCUACCGCUGGUUCACCAGUCACUUUGCUUACUUCCGCUACAACACCGCCACUUGGAAGAACGCAGUUCGCCACAACCUGAGCCUCCACAAGUGCUUCGUGCGACUGGAGGAUGUGAAGGGGGCCGUGUGGGCUGUGGACGAGCAGGAGUACCAGCUGCGGCAGGGUCGAAGGGUCAGCAGAGACCCGGACACUCGCUGGAGCCCACAGGCGGCGGAGCAGAGGUGAACAGGGUGAGGUGGGGGGAAGAAGGAGAGGACCACACCGCUCAGACCAGCCCUCAACUUGAACACAUCGCUCAGAGCUUUACCGGAGCUGGCAAAAAGUUGCAAAAUAAUAAAGCCAUAAGUUCAUAAGACACAGCAGCAGAAUUAGGCCAUUCGGCCCAUCAAGUUUACUCCGUCAUUCAAUUGCGGCUGAUCUAUCUCUCCCUCCUAACCCCAUUCUCCUGCCUUCUCCCCGUUACCCCUGACACCCGCACUAAUAAACAAUCUAUCCUUCUCUGCCUUAAAAAACAUCCAUUGACGUGUAAUAAAUG